Molecule: messenger RNA, 1760 nt
Organism: Phasianus colchicus (ring-necked pheasant)
Lineage: Eukaryota; Metazoa; Chordata; Aves; Galliformes; Phasianidae
Gene: SFRP2
Product: secreted frizzled related protein 2
Biological process (GO): non-canonical Wnt signaling pathway; canonical Wnt signaling pathway
Molecular function (GO): Wnt-protein binding
Source: RefSeq, a predicted model, not a curated record
ACAAAACAUCCAGAAAACUCCCGCUGGCCCCCGCACCUCUCUCAGAGCCUCCGUCCGUCGGGCAGCAGAGCAGCCUGAGCUGGGGCCCGCUCGGCACAACGCGCAGCCCACCGCCCCGCCAUGCCGCGCCGCCUCUGCGCCCUGCUCCUGCUGGCCUCCCAGUGCCUGGGUCCGGCCGCCGGGCUCUUCCCCUUCGGGGAGCCCGACUUCUCCUACAAGCGCUCCAACUGCAAACCCAUCCCCGCCCCGAUGCUGCUGUGCCGAGGCAUCGAGUACCAGAGCAUGCGGCUGCCCAACCUGCUGGGGCAUGAGACGGUGCAGGAGGUGCUGGAGCAGGCCUCCACCUGGAUCCCGCUGGUGCAGAAGCAGUGUCACCCCGACACCAGGAAGUUCCUCUGCUCCCUCUUUGCCCCCGUCUGCAUCGACGACCUGGACGAGAUCAUCCAGCCCUGCCACUCGCUCUGUGAGGAGGUGAAGGAGAGCUGCGCGCCGGUGAUGUCUGCUUUCGGCUUCCCCUGGCCGGACAUGCUGGACUGCAGCCGCUUCCCCAAGGACAAUGACCUCUGCAUCCCGCUGGCCAGCAGCGACCACAUUCUCCCGGUCACCAGGGAAGCACCCAAAGUCUGCGAUGCGUGCAAGAACAAAAAUGAGGACGAUAACGACAUCAUGGAAAACCUCUGCAAAAAUGACUUUGCCUUGAAGAUAAAAGUGAAGGAGAUUGCCUACAUCAAUGGGGAUACCAAGAUCACCCCUGAAACAAAGAGCAAGACCAUCUACAAGUUGAAUGGGCUGACAGAAAGAGAUCUGAGGAAGAUCGUGCUCUGGCUAAAAGGUGGCCUCCAGUGUACCUGUGAUGAGAUGAACGACAUCAAUGUCCCCUACUUGGUGAUGGGGCAAAAGCAAGCUGGGGAACUGGUGAUAACCUCGCUGAAGCGGUGGCAGAAAGGGCAGCGGGCUUUUAAGCGGUUCUCCCGCAGCAUCCGCAAACUGCAGUGUUAGUGGCUUUGGCUGUGUUGGCUUCAGCAGCCUCCUCUGUCCCAAGCUCUCCAGACCUCCCCAGCCUUCUUUCUUCAGCCUCUCUGCGCCUUGAGAUGCCCUGGCCAGGAGACACAGCAACCGAUCUCCAAGAUGGGGAGAGCCCUCCAUUUCUGUACAUAGGUUAAAUGUAAUAAAAAUAUAUAUAUCAUGAUUAUUUUGGGGAAGUAUUAAACUAUCUCACUUAACAGUUGGUUUUUUUUUUUUUUUUUAAUGGUUACAAAUGUGACUCUUCUGAGGUUUUUCCCUCUUCAUUUUGGUAAUGCUGGUUCAUUUAUAUUGCUGCCUCUCUGUAUACGUGCAUGUUUGUCGUGCAAAAGCAGGAGACAGAAAGACAGAUGUGUGCGACUGGCCUGUCACAAGGGGUACGACUCUUUCACUGAGGUGAAAUGGCUUGCCAUCUAUAUUAAAUUUAUAAAAGUCAUGUUACAACUCUUGCAUGUGAUACAUAGGCACCAAUAAGGGUAUAUUAACCAUUCUCAAGUUUUAUUUUCCACAAGACUGAGCCCUUUUCUUAGGAGGAAAAAAAAAACAAAAUGAAAAGGUUUUGGAACUGGUUUAUCUGAAUGCAACUUCUUUCUUAUUAUUUUGCAAAUUAAACCAUCUGUAGCCUAACUGUAACAUACCUAGCGGUUAACCUGAAAGAGUUGUAAAAUAUUGCUUUAAUUAACCUUGUAAAUACUCCAGAUAAAUGUUAUAUUCUUGUAUAUAAACUUUACAUCAUA